Parnassius apollo (apollo) is the source of this 1332-nucleotide messenger RNA. The record is from the annotation of a GenBank genome assembly. Lineage: Eukaryota; Metazoa; Arthropoda; Insecta; Lepidoptera; Papilionidae.
AUGAGGCUAUUGCGAUCUUCCUUAAUCUUGGCCGUGGCUAUAAGCCUGGCCACGGCAGAGGAGAAGGCAGAAAAGGAUUCAAAGGCUGAACCAAAACCUGUGGAAGAAAGUAAAAAGCAGGACAAGAGAGGUCUUUCAGAAAUUGGCGACCACGGUGGGUUCGGCGGUUUUAGCGGUGGUGGUGAUUUUGGAGGGGAGCAACAUAGUUUUAGUGGAGAACAUAGCUUUGGUGGGGAACAAAGCCUCGGUGGAGAACACAGUUUUGGUGGAGAACACAGUUUUGGAGGAGAGCACAGUUUUGGUGGAGAAAACAACUUUGGUGGACAACACAACUUUGGUGGAGAACACAGUUUCGGUGGAGAACACAGUCUCGGUGGAGAGCAUAGCUUUGGUGGAGAUGGUGGCAACUUCGGUGGAGAACACGGCCAUGAAGUGCAUCACGAGAAAACAAUCACCGUUGUCAAGAAAGUGCACGUGCCUUACCCAGUAGAGAAACACAUCCCCGUGCCCGUCGAGAAGCAUGUGCCAGUGCCCGUUAAAGUACCAGUCCCUCAACCGUACCCUGUAGUGAAGACAGUACACUACCCCGUUAAAGAGUACCACAAGGUACCGGAAUACAUCAAGAAGCCAUACCCAGUGACGAAGCACGUACCCGUACCAGUCAAGGUGCAUGUUGACAGACCCGUCCCGGUAAAAGUGUACGAACAGGUUCCCUAUCCCGUCGAGAAACACGUUCCUGUGCCCGUAAAAGUACAUGUACCACAACCUUACCCAGUGGAAAAGGAAGUGCAUUUCCCGGUGAAGGUCCCUGUCAAGGUGCCCGUGCCUUACCCAGUUGAAAAGAUCAUCCAUUAUCCAGUUAAAGUGCCAGUUGACCGACCUGUACCGGUGCAUGUUGACAAGCCCGUACCAGUGCACGUUGAAAAGCACGUGCCCUAUCCAGUUGAGAAGGUAGUACACUAUCCGGUGAAGGUCCCCGUUGAUAACCCAGUUCCUGUGCACGUGGACAAACCAGUGCCCUACCCAGUUAAAGUUCCAGUGCCGGCCCCCUACCCCGUGGAGAAGGUUAUCCCCUACCCAGUAGAAAAGAAAGUGCCUUAUCCCGUGAAAGUACCAGUUGAGAGGCAUGUACCUGUACACAUUGAAAAGCAUGUGCCAUACCAUGUCGAAAAGCACGUACCGUAUUCAGUGAAGGUGCCAGUGCCAAUCGUUCAGCACGAGGAGAAGCACGAAUUUUCCCAGGGAGGUCACGAAAGCUUUGGGAACUCCGGAAGUUUCGAAGGACACUUUGGAGGCUCCGAAGGGGGGCAAGAACAUGAGUUCCAUCACUAA